AAAAGUUUCGAUAAAAACUUUUACUUCAUUGUAAAUCGGUUUAUUGCACGUACAAAUAUGAAGAACACGAAUUGCUUCAAUAAAUAAUAGUAUCGACGUUUCACUGUGUCAUAAAUUAUAACUCAUAAGUAGAUACAUUCUGUUUGUCUUUAGCAUACAUUUUCCAUGUGUGAAUGCCUAAUAGUUACAUAAAUCAAGUUCAGUCAUAAAUCAUUGCGAUAAAUGGGAACAUUACAUUUCUCCGAGUCCUCGAUAAAUAUAUAGACGUCUACCAUUUUAAUAAUCCAUCGAAGAACAUCGGUCGUUCGAAGUCCGUGUCGAUUGUUUAAAACUUUCCAGAUUCGAGAGCAACGAGAAAGCCUGCGAUCUCUGCCAAGAAAAGUUUCACUUCGUGACCAGACUGGUGGCGCAUUUGAGGAUCGUUCACGGUAUUCACAGGCCAUUCAAAUGCGUCACCUGUGGGAAAUCGUAUCCACAGCAAUUUAUGCUGAACGCUCACGUGAAAAAGUCCCACACGCCGAAGACGAUACCCUGCGUCCAGUGCAGCUUCAUGGGGGUGAACGCCAUCGACGUAGAGAGACACGCGAAGAGACACCAUCGUGAAGUGAAGUUCACCUGCGAAAUUUGCAGCGAGAGCUUCGUGGACAAGGACUCCCUAAUGACGCACACGACCAUGCACAACUUUAUGCAGUAUCAACAGUGCAACGCGUGUGGCAGCAUAUUCAACGAUGUUUAUAGUUUAAAGGAGCACAAUCAACUGUACCACUACGACCCGUCGUUGUUGGUGCAAGAGAAGCUCGAGGAGGGGGACCAGCAGGCUUUGGCGCAUAAAUGCGACGUCUGCGGUAAAGUGUACAAGUACAAGUCCGUGCUGAAGCAGCACAAAGUGAAGGCUCACGGAGACACGCCGAGCUACGAGAGACGCAGGUACUUGUGCGCCCUUUGCGGCAAGGAACUGAAGACCGCGAAGGGCCUGGAGAUCCAUAAUCGUUCGCACACGGGCGAAAAACCGUACACGUGCGAGGUAUGCGGCAAGUGUUUCGCCUGCGAGACCUUGCUAAGGACCCACAACGUCACCCACACCGGAGAACGGAAGUACUCGUGCGAUCAGUGCGGCAAGGCGUUCACCCAGAGAUCGACCCUGGUGGUUCACAAACGCUACCACACGGGCGAACGACCGUACGUUUGCCAGCGUUGCGAGAAAGGCUUUGUGACCAGGACUGUUUUGAACACUCACAUGAAAUCCUGUCGCUGAGGAACGAGUCUGGAAGUGGAAAGAACUGAUGAGCAAACUUCCACAUCGAGGGAGGAGUUAGUUAAUUGAGGAUAGAUUUUCUUGAUUUCAUUUUUAUGAGCUUAGAGAAAAUAAGAAGACUUUCAGAGAAGCUUUCAAUCAAAAUCAACGUUUCAGCUACGUUGUGGCCUUCUUCUGGUUACAUUUUAUUGCAAUUUCUUUUUUUAAUUUAUUGAGUAUUAUCCCAAGGUUGUCAAGGUAAGAACGUGUAAAUGAAUGUAAGACUUCUACAGAUGCAAUUCAUCACGCAGAAGCAGUAACACCUUGCAAGACAGGUAACUGAUACUCUUCAGGCGCUGGUUUAUCUUAUCUUCCAUCGUACGAUCUUGCUGACUGCAUGCAAAUAGUUCCAUUGAUAUAUUGGACACUUAGUAUCCUACUUUUUGCGAGAACAGAUGAACUAGGACACGAAAGCAUUUAGAACACAUAAAUAAAGUCAUACUUCGUGGUUAAUAGCGAUAUAAGUGAUGAUCCUUGCACAUGCGAAAUCAGGACAACCCUUGGAGAUAAAGUUAUAAACCCGAGGUGAAUUACCCGUUGAAGCGUCGAAAUCGAUCGCUUUAAAGACGACAGCUUUCGUUGAGUUCUAUUCAGGGGUUUAUUUCUUUCAACGUAGUGUACGAAUAUUUCUUUCGUGUAAAAUAGGAUCAGCGAGACUAAAAAUCAUACCAGUGCUAAGAAAAUCAUUUUCGAAACUCCUUUGCACUGGAUCGAGCCAUAAACAUCGAAACUGUGCUAUUACUCUAUACAUAUAAGAAUCAUUUCUUAAUAGCCAACGUAUCUUUAUUUUUAUUGUAUCUCAAGGUGGACAAAAUUUAUAAGCAAAAUAACCAAACAAUAAAUAACUGAGAUUAAAUUUCCA
Hylaeus volcanicus is the source of this 2156-nucleotide messenger RNA. RefSeq names its product gastrula zinc finger protein XlCGF67.1-like. NCBI's taxonomy places the organism in Eukaryota, Metazoa, Arthropoda, Insecta, Hymenoptera, Colletidae. The transcript is spliced from 2 exons. Gene Ontology annotation, molecular function: RNA polymerase II transcription regulatory region sequence-specific DNA binding; DNA-binding transcription factor activity, RNA polymerase II-specific. Gene Ontology annotation, biological process: regulation of transcription by RNA polymerase II. The record is from RefSeq and is a predicted model, not a curated record. The coding region runs from base 485 to 1255 and encodes 256 amino acids. Gene Ontology annotation, cellular component: nucleus.